UGAUUCUUGAUGGCAGCUCCUCGCGAGUCCGGGUUUCCAUCGUGCCGUUCGACGAGUCUAUGGGAAGGUCCGCGAAAUCCGACAUGGUGAACCUUCCCAGGAAGUUGACAGCACACGUUUGGAUAGAAAUGACAAUUUUAAUGGGAAAAAAUUCAUCCAAUACUAUGUCGAGGAACUCAAGGAGCAGCUUCGUGGUGGCCCACCAAAACGAUGAUUGCCAACCCUAUCUGGCGUGGCAGUGCACACGUUCAUGCAUUUAUUGACACUCUCGGACCGGAUUUGAUUCACGCUCUAGCAGGCGCGGUCUGGCGUUUGAUUUUAUUGGAUUCUUGUAGACGAAAACUGUACAAUUGCGAUAUACCCCACAUAUGGUCGUUGCUCUUCCUCUCAUUUCAUCCUUUCAAUUCAGGACUUGACGCACUAUCAUCAACCCGGAUUUUAGGUUUGGGCUAUCUUGUCAUAUCUCCAUGUUAUUUGGCUCUCAUUCCUUCCGGAGAGGAACCACUCUUUGGAAACCUAGAACCACGCACUACCACAAUUGCGCGGAUUCGUUCUCUGUCGGUGUACAUAUCUCUAUUAUCCAGUUGGCGUAGGGGCGCCGCGCGGCUAAAGGAUCUCAAUCCAUUGGCUUUGCGCUGGCACGCCUCUCUUAAAUCCUUUUGAGAUGUAUUAAUAUACAAAUAUAUGAAUAUACAAGUGUAUG
Molecule: messenger RNA, 703 nt
Organism: Xylona heveae TC161
Lineage: Eukaryota; Fungi; Ascomycota; Xylonomycetes; Xylonales; Xylonaceae
Exons: 2
Coding region: 211-663 (150 amino acids)
Source: RefSeq, a predicted model, not a curated record